AUGGUAGCACCGAAUGUAUUGUCGGUGGAGCAUACACUGGAGAGAGUGGAUAUGAUACAUGCAUGUGUUGAGAAAGUGAAGAUAGAUUUGAAGACAGGGAUGGUGAGCAGACAUCCGAUUUCUACCAGGAAUCUUGAUCUUGCAGUGAUCAAUCCUGCGUAUGUUGGAAAGAAAAACAAGUACGUAUAUGCAGCCAUUCUUGGGGAUCCUGUGCCAAAGAUAUCAGGGAUAACAAAGUUGGACGUAUCCAUAGCAGAAGCAGAUCGCCGCGAUUGCAUAGUGGCAUGCCGAAAAUUUGGAGAAGGUUGCUUUUGUGGUGAGCCAUUUUUUGUGGCUAAAGAUCCUAACAAUCCGGCAGCUGAUGAAGACGAUGGUUACGUAAUGUCACAUGUGCACAAUGAGAAGACAGGGGAGUCAAGUUUUUUGGUCAUGGAUGCAAAGUCCCCUAAUCUUGACACUGUGGUUGAGUCAAAUUGCCUCGUCGAGUGCCUUAUGGUUUUCACGGGCUUUUUGUGA
Messenger RNA from Lycium ferocissimum, 516 nucleotides. Its product is annotated as probable carotenoid cleavage dioxygenase 4, chloroplastic. Lineage: Eukaryota; Viridiplantae; Streptophyta; Magnoliopsida; Solanales; Solanaceae. The coding region runs from base 1 to 516 and encodes 171 amino acids. Gene Ontology annotation, molecular function: carotenoid dioxygenase activity. The transcript has 2 exons. The record is from RefSeq and is a predicted model, not a curated record. Gene Ontology annotation, biological process: carotene catabolic process. Gene Ontology annotation, cellular component: chloroplast stroma.